Molecule: messenger RNA, 4351 nt
Organism: Seriola dumerili (greater amberjack)
Lineage: Eukaryota; Metazoa; Chordata; Actinopteri; Carangiformes; Carangidae
Gene: agap2
Product: ArfGAP with GTPase domain, ankyrin repeat and PH domain 2
Exons: 19
Coding region: 389-3247 (952 amino acids)
Cellular component (GO): nucleus
Molecular function (GO): GTPase activity; GTP binding; GTPase activator activity
Source: RefSeq, a predicted model, not a curated record
AGAUAAACUACCCUCCACUGUUGAUGUCCCGAGCAAAGGAAGUGAAAAGCCACCGAGCAACCUCUCAAUCCCCUUUCCUGCUGAGAGAACAACAAUUCAGAAGACAAAGUCUGCAGAGACAGACUUAACAAGAGUCGAGAAGACACUUCCCACACCAGAGGCAAAGCAAUGCAGGUCUCCAUCUCUCACCACAACACCACCAACAGAGGUGUGUGUGGAGCCCAGCCGCACCCCAACCAGGACCAGCCUCCCUAUCCGCCCAGCGGGACAACGGCCUGUGAGUCUGCUCAAGUCUCACAGCAGUGUGGCCACCCGUGGCCGCGACUCCAGAGACGGUAGAGAGCGCAGCCCUACCUCUGCCCAGAGCCUCGACCGCAAGGACUGCCGCAUGCCGACGCGCUCUCCGGGCCCCUGCAGGGCCUCGUGGGCCGAGGCGAGCAGGCCCGAGGGAUGGAGGGACCUGCGGGAUGAAGCUCAAGCUGGAAUACCUCUAGACAUUGGAGGUGGCAUGGCUGCAGUGAUGAGAGACAUCCCCAGGAAGGAGAGACUAAAGACUGGUUCGACCUCCCUACCUGCGCCUGCUACCCAGGCCCCCAAACCGGCACGCAAAGGUAAAAGCCGCACGCUGGAUAACAGCGACCUGAAUAGCCUCUCUGAGGACCUGGGGUUGGCCAGGGAAGCCCAGCAGACACAGCAGGGCCAGCGAGGCUCCGCUAAAGACAGGAAGAUGCUCAAGUUCAUCAGUGGCAUUUUCACAAAGAGCAGUUCGGGGGCAGCGGGGUCAUCCUCCACAGCACCUCCUGUCUAUAUACAGAGAGACUCCAGCGAGGAGGAAGUAAAUAUUGCCAACAGCCAAGAGUGGACCCUGAGCAGAUCCAUCCCAGAGCUAAGACUGGGCAUUUUGGGAAGUCUGAAAAGCGGAAAGUCAGCGUUGGUGAACAAAUACAUUACAGGCAGUUAUGCUGCACUUGAGAAGCCUGAUGGUGGCAGGUAUAAAAAGGAAGUGCUGGUGGACGGACAGAGUCAUUUAUUACUGAUCCGGGAGGAAGCUGGAUCUCCUGAUGCACAGUUCUGUAGCUGGGUUGACGCAGUGAUCCUGGUCUUCAGCCUGGAGAAUGAGGCCAGUUUCAAGGAGCUCUACCAGCUCUACAGCCAGCUCAGCGCUUUCCGCACAGACAUCCCGGUCAUAGUGGUCGGCACCCAAGAUAAAAUCAGCAGCACCAACCCCCGUGUGAUUGAGGAUCAGAGAGCCAGACAGUUGUGUAUUGACGUCCGUCAUUCGCUGUUUUAUGAGACCUGUGCCACCUAUGGGUUCAACGUCGACCGAGUGUUUUCAGAGGCUGCCCAGAAGAUUGUAGCUCAGAAGAAGCAGGCGGCUCUGCAAGCCUGCAAGUCUCUUCCCAACUCGCCCAGUCACUCCGGAGGCUCCACACCUGGAUCAGCAUCGCUCCCUGGCCAGGCCAGUAAUGGCCCUAGUAGUGGCUACGCCUACUCCCUCCCCUCCACCCCUGUGGUCGGUCACAGAGAGCUGCGACUUACGCAGGGAGAGGGGGGAGGCAGUGUCAACUCUCGUGCGCUGAAGGGCAUCCCCAGACGACCCUCCCUCUUCAAGAACCGGGACACGGAUAAGAAAGCUGGUGAUCCUAAAGGAGACCUGAGCAGCGUGCGGGGCGUUCCCAUCAAACAGAGCAUCCUGUGGAAGAGAAGUGGUAGCUCUCUGAAUAAGGAGUGGAAGAAGAAAUACGUCACCCUGUCCAACAAUGGCACGCUGUCUUACCACUCCAGCUCCAGCGACUACACACAGAAUAUCCAUGGAAAAGAAAUAGACCUGCUUCGUGUGACAGUUAAAGUUCCUGGGAAACGUCCUCCGAGAGCCGUUGCUCCUGUGGGCCCCUCACCUGUGCCCCCUGGCUCUGUAGCUGGAGUUAACGGGCUGAGUAAGGACCCGACAGCCGCUGAUAGCACCAGCACAGUUCCUCAGUUGUGUCCAGCCACCCUGUCAGUGGUUGAUGAUCGGUCUGGUGGUUUGUCUCCUCAAGGCGGAGAGAGAGGACUUCAGCGCUGCCCCUCCUCGCUGUCCACCAAAGCACAAAGUGUUGAUGCUCUUGAAGGGACCGCCAGUCAUUUUGCUGGAAAAGACCCCGGCCAGUCGUCCCCCAUGAGCGACAGGAAGAAGAACAGGAGGAAGAAGAGCAUGAAUCAGAAAGGAGAUGCAGCCGUUGGUCAAGCUGAAGCCAAACGCAAAAUGUGGAAAUUAAAGAGCUUUGGUAGCUUGAGAAACAUUAAUAAGACAGAGGAGGAGAAUGCAGACUUUAUCAUUGUGUCGUUUACUGGGCAGACGUGGCACUUUGACGCUCAGAGCCAGGAGGAAAGGGACUCGUGGGUGUCGGCUAUAGAGAGCCAGAUUCUGGCGAGUCUGCAGUCCUGUGAGAGCGGCAGAAACAAGGCGCGUAGGAGCAGUCAGAGUGAGGCUGUAGCGCUUCAGGCCAUCCGUAACGCCAAGGGCAACGGUCUGUGUGUGGACUGCGAAGCACCGAAUCCCACCUGGGCCAGUCUCAAUCUGGGUGCACUGAUCUGUAUUGAGUGCUCGGGGAUCCAUCGAAACCUGGGGACUCACCUGUCUCGCGUCCGCUCGCUGGACCUGGAUGACUGGCCUGGAGAGCUCACACAAGUACUGGCCGCCAUCGGAAACCACAUGGCCAACAGCAUCUGGGAGAGCUGCACGCAGGGCAGAACCAAACCCACGCCUAACGCAACACGUGAGGAAAGAGAGUCCUGGAUUCGUGCCAAGUAUGAACAGCGGGCAUUUGUGGCACCUCUUCGGCCGGCCUCUGGUACCCAGCUGCCGGAGGACACUAUGCCGGUGUGGCUGCUGUCCGCAGUCACCGAGAGAGAUCUGCCCAAGCUGUUGCUUCUUCUGGCCCACAGCACCAAGGAACUGAUCAAUGCUCAACUGGCCGGGUCGACUUUGCCACCUCGCACGGCCCUGCACGCUGCUUGUCAGCUGGGAGAUGUAGUCAUGACUCAGCUGCUCGUCUGGUACGGAAUCGACGUGAAAGCGAAAGAUAACCUCGGCCAGACAGCCAUGAUGAUGGCCAGAAAAAACGGGAGCAAAGGCUGCAUUGAUAUUUUGCAUCAACACGGCUGUCCGAACGAGAUGUCCCCUACCACUGCCACACCUAUCCUCUCCCGCCGGUCCAGCACCGCCAGCCUGGGCCGAACCAGCUCCAGGAAACGGGUGUCGUAGCGUGGACUGAAGAUGCUAGCACACUAGGGGCUGGUGAUGGUUAAGUAACCUUUAGGAUACAGGCGGAGCUGACUUUGGAGACGGGUGUAUUAUAAGAAAAAUGACAGGACUAUAUCAUUAAAAAAUGCUUCUGAAGACCGAACAACAUAUCAAACAACUUAAAAGCAAUAUUCAUUCAAUUUGUUGAUGACAGAUAUAUUGCUGAAAUACUGUGUUGUUGUUGACCUCAUUUCAAAAUGACUCAAGUAGAACUUUGUAGCUGUCCUCUGUAACUUUAGAGCAGACACUCCUCUGUUUCACUUCCUCCAGAAGAAGUGCAAUAAUUCAGCUAUGAUCGUGAAAGGCAACAAGUCUUAGAGGAAACUCUGUCAGAUGACUUUGUGGUCACUUGUGAGAGAGUUAUUACAUCAAGCAGGUGGUGCUUUUAUUCAAAUUUGUUGUGACUGGACCAAAACAGCUAUUUUAUUUUUUCCCUUUGGCUUUACAAAUGAAACAUAAACCUACAAUAUGUCAUGUUGUUAGUUAUGUGUGCCUGUUGCAGCAGUAUAAAGGUCAGUUUAUAUAUAAACAAAUCAGCUGAGAUAAUUCUGCUUAGACUAGAAAAAUGAAUGGUUUGGAAUAUGAAAUAUGUCAGUGUUACUCUCACAGGUCAAAGAUAUGGCGUUUUAAUAUCCUGUAAAUGUACCUAUACUACAAACUUAAUGUUAAACUCUGUAACGAAGACACAACUGAAAAAUCAAGACUCAAUUUUUGUAAAUGAUUUCUUACUGGUAGUUUUGAAAAUAUGUCAAGUUUGUUUUUUCAUUGUCUUUUAUAAUUUCUUAUUCUCCAACAUGUCACAUAAAAGCAUAAACCAGUAAACAAAUGCUUUUACAUCUGUAAACAUGUGGCUGUUUGUUAAAGGUUUUGUUUGGGAUAGCCAGAAGACUGCAUAAAAACAAAGACAUUAUUCAUACAUCAUAUUACUGUUACUGUGUAGGUCGCUCCCAUGAGUUUACAGUGAAGUAUGAAGCGGUUACAGGUGUCAUUGUCACUUCUGACACUUCGUGGGUCAUGUGAAUCCCUCAUGAUCAAAAAGGAAUGGUUAAAUAAAAUAAACUUUUU